CUAUUCCAACGACGUUGCCGAUUUAAAACCUUCUUCACCCAGUUCUAUACCUGUAAUAUCAUUCGAACCCAGCUUUUCUGCCACCACGACCUACCUUUUCUGCGCCUAGCGCACAAUCUUUUGUCACCACAAUGGAGGGAGGCGAUCGUGCUUCGAGCAUGGUGCUGGGGGCGGCGCUCGAGGAACGGCCAAAGUCAAAUGGCGUCAGGCUAAAAAGGGAAGAGGAUACGAGCGAGUCGGCUAGCUCCGACCCUCUCAAGCUCAACUCAAGAGCGUCCAGCAUGUCGCCUGACGAUGAAAAGUUUGCUGGCGACGGCAUUUCGACUCCCGAGGGUGGAAUGGCGCCGAAAGCCUCGCGCAAAAUGUCACAGAAGCCCGUCAGGAGCCCGCCUCCACUCUUCGACCAUUUCCCGGACGUCACACAGGAUGCGUGCAAGACGUUCCAAGUGAUCAACGAUUGUCUCUACGGCUCUAGAAACAUGGGGUCGUCGGAUCACGACGCGUUGGAUUGCGAUUGUGCUGAAGACUGGCACGACGAUCAGAAUCAUGCCUGCGGGGAGGAUUCGGACUGCAUCAACAGAGCGACAAAGAUUGAGUGCGUAAAUGGCGAUUGCAACUGCGGGGAGGGCUGCCAGAAUCAGCGGUUCCAGCGCAAGCAGUAUGCCAAAGUUUCCGUCAUCAAGACGGAGAAGAAGGGCUUCGGCCUGCGGGCGGAUGAGGACCUGCAACCCAAUGAUUUUAUCUACGAGUACAUUGGCGAGGUCAUCAACGAGCCCACGUUCCGCAGCCGCAUGCUCAAAUACGACAAUGAGGGCAUCAAACAUUUUUACUUCAUGUCGCUGACCAAGAACGAGUUCGUCGACGCAACCAAGAGAGGGAACCUGGGCAGGUUCUGCAACCACUCGUGCAAUCCUAAUUGCUACGUGGACAAGUGGGUGGUUGGGGAGAAACUCCGCAUGGGCAUUUUCGCUGCCCGCGCCAUCCGCGCUGGUGAGGAGCUGGUGUUCAAUUACAACGUUGACCGCUAUGGCGCUGACCCGCAGCCGUGCUACUGCGGCGAGCCAAACUGCGUCGGCUUCAUUGGUGGCAGGACGCAGACAGAACGCGCGACGAAACUGCCCUUGGCGACGAUUGAGGCUCUCGGCAUCGACGACAGCUGGGAUACGGCCGUCGCCAGGAAACCCCGCAAAAAGAAGGCCAACGAAGAUGACGAGGAAUAUGUCAGCAGCAUUCAGCCCAGUGCCCUCAACGAGGACGGCGUCAACAAGGUCAUGGCCACGCUCAUGCAGUGCAAAGAAAAAUGGAUCGCCGUCAAACUUCUUUCUCGUCUUCAGGCCACCGAGGAUGAACAUCUUCGCCAUAGAGUGGUGAAGAUGCACGGUUACCAGAUCUUGAAAAGCACUCUCAACACGUUCAAAGAUGAUACAAACGUUGUCUCGCAAAUCCUCGAUAUUCUCUACAAACUACCCCGGAUAACCAAGAACAAAAUUUCGGAUUCCAACAUUGAAGCAGCCGUGCAGCCGCUAACCGAGUCGCAACACGAAGGUGUUGCCUUCGCAGCGAAACGACUGCUCGAAGAAUGGAGCAAAUUGGAAACGGCCUACCGGAUCCCGCGCAAAAAGCAUGACCCCACAGCACCCAUCACCAUAAGUUCGUUUGAGGAAGAACGUCGAAACAAUCGCGACGAGCCCGCAAAGCCCGCGGACCCUCUUGCCAACAUGGUCAUCCCAACUGGCCCACGCAGCAACAUUCCGCAGCGGAAUACCAGCUAUUACAGCGGCCAAAGGCCACGGAAACUUCCAACCAACUUGCCCGCCGGGUGGUAUGUCACCACCGACAAGACCGGCAAGUAUUACUUCUACGAUGUAAAUGGCAAGACACAAUGGCAGCGCCCCACCGUCCCCGCCAUCGAGACCCCCAAGGCAUCAGCAAAGGCGCAGCAGGACCAGAAGGCUCUGCAGGACAUCAUCGACAGCCUAACCAAGGAGCCGACGCCGAGACAUUCGGCAAGUCAUACGCCGCAACGGUCGAGCACUCCGGCAGCCGAGUCCAAGAAGGAAAAGUGGCGUUCUCUGCCGAUCGAGAAACAAAUGAAGAUCUACGAGAACACACUCUUCUCCCAUGUCAAGCACGUGGUUGACAAGUUCCAUCGCAAGCUGCCGAAGGAAGAUUUGAAGAAGUUUGCGCGCGAGGUCAACAAGAAGCUUGUUGCGUCGGAUUACAAAAACAACCGAGUCAGCGACCCAACCACCAUAUCAUCCAAGCAGGCAAAGAAAGUCAAGCAGUAUGUGCAAGACUUCUUUGAAAAAGCCGUGGCUAAAUACACGGCGCACGAGAAGAAGAAGGCGCAGGUGAAUGCUGGGACGUCAGGAUCAGAUGAAGCUCCGAUGUCUACCACGACACCCGAAAAGGUUAACGUCGUCAUGUCGGAUGUUGAAGACGAAGCCGAUGACGACGGAAGCACCAGCAGUCUCUCGGGACGAAAACGAAAGCGCGAGGACGAGGUCGAGUCGCCCGAGCAGACUCCCUCCGAGACGCCGUCGGUAAAACGGAUCAAAGAGGACGAACAGGUCGCCGAUAUCCCAAGUCCCCCCACCCCGCCGCCUCCCCCGAUGGAUACCCCGCCCGUGACGGAGGAAGAACGGACGAGACGCGAACAGGAGGAGGCCCUAAUGCGUGAGAACGAGGAGGCGCAACGACUGGAAGAUGCAGCGCAGGCUCAGGAAAGCGAGAAGUAUCAGCAGCAGAACAGGCGAUCCGUGCUGGUGAAUGGUGCCGCUGGAGUCAAUGGCUCGGGAGAGCAAAUGGAUGUUGAUAAGCCGCCCAUGGACUGCGGCCAAGGGCAGAAACAGCAGGCGGUGCUCAGCCAUUAGGAGGACGAGGAGAUGCAGGGCCGCGCUAGCUCAUCGCGCGAUCACACAAUGAGAUGAAUUUUUUCCCCUUGCUUGUAGCGCAGAGGGGAGUUAUCAGAGCUGUAUACAAGGCACGGCGGGUAUUUAGAUACUUUUACUUUAGUUCUGCUAUGGAAGGUACCCGGAAUAUGCGAAAGGGACGAUACCCCUUUCUCUUUUUCUGAUCACUUCAUUGCGUCUCUCACAGCAUUUGGGUGUAUCUAGUCUCGCUUGGCUCAGCCAUUUUGCAUGACUUUCUUACU
Canariomyces notabilis is the source of this 3154-nucleotide messenger RNA. RefSeq names its product methyltransferase-like protein. Lineage: Eukaryota; Fungi; Ascomycota; Sordariomycetes; Sordariales; Chaetomiaceae. Gene Ontology annotation, cellular component: chromosome; nucleus. The transcript is spliced from 3 exons. Gene Ontology annotation, biological process: regulation of DNA-templated transcription. Gene Ontology annotation, molecular function: histone H3K36 methyltransferase activity; protein binding. The coding region runs from base 132 to 2873 and encodes 913 amino acids. The record is from RefSeq and is a predicted model, not a curated record.